AUGUGUUUGAGAGGGGUUGCGGCUGCAAAUUUACUUCUCAACAACGACGUCUCCCGUCAAGUAGAGGAGUGUGCCCGAGAGGUGAAGCUCUUUGAAGACCGCAAUUUCCUAGUGACGGUAGUGUUCGACGGUCAGCCGCCUCCGGCCAAGGGUGGGACUUCUCAACACCGACGAGAGAGGAGGGAGAAGAGUGCACAACAGGCGCGCGCUCUACACGACGCCGGUGGCUGUCCCGUGAAGAUCAACAAGUUGGCCAGCGCCGCCUGUGCUUUCGACGGUCGAGCUACCGCUGAGAUCGCGACGCGCUUGAGAGCCCGUAUCGGGGGGGAGGUUUAUAUCGCCCCAGGCGAAGCGGAUCUACAGCUUGUAGUCUUCCAGGACAUCCAUCUCGCAACAGGGGCGAACGUGUACGUGUAUGCCAAUGACUCUGACUUAACAGUUCUUGGGGUGCGGGAUCUGUUGGUGGAAGUGGUCAAGAACACGAGAGGAGAGCUCAUCGGAAGAUGCGUCCGGCAGAGGCUGCUCUUCCAACCCACCGCAUGGUCCUUCCUCCGGAGUGGGGAUGCUCAUGGGUGGCUGCGCCAGCUGCACGGGAUACACACGCCAGUUGACGAGGGCUUAGACUACACGCCUCUCCCGGAACCGACCGCCCGCCGCCGCCUUCUCUUGUUCGCCAUGAUCGUAGGCAACGACUUCGCGAAAUUCAAAAAUGUCGGACCAGUUACUGCGGCAAGACUAGCUUUCGUUGACGCCGCAAGCGGCGUCUGGGCGACAUCUCUCCUACCAUUCGAUGCGGUUGUUGGAGACCUGGCCUCAAGACUGCUGGUGGAGUCCAAGGAGGAGGACACGCCUGCUGCGUGGCGUGAGGUUGAGAUCCGACUGCGCGCCUGCCACACCAUGUUUACACAGCCCGUGGUGUGGAACCCGCUGAGCGGCGAACUCCAACAUUUGUCCGGCGCGCCGACCAGCGAGGACAUCACCCGCCAUACAGGGACAUUGGAGCUAUCCCCCCUCGCGUCCGGCGUGGCCCGGGGGGAUGUCUGUCCGCUGACCGGGGGCGAAUGGGACCCACCGCUGGGUACAGCACAAGCGAAGGGGCAGGCGGCAGGCGAGGAUGCUAGCAGGCCGAAGAAAAAGGUAACACCCGAGAUAGCUAGUAGUCGCCCCCCGAAUGCUAGCAGCAGGACGUCUCGCGCUCGAGGUCCUCAAGAAACAAACAACUACCGCGCACACGGCUUCAGCAGACUCCCGGGGGAGACUGAAGAUUACACCAAGUGGACCGUGCCUGAGCUUCGCGAGUUUCUAAGUGUUUUUAGGUGUCUCGACAACGCCGGGACCAGCGGGUUCAACAAAGCACUCCUUGCUCAGAUGGCCGGGGAUGUCGUCAGACUGAUCAGGAGCUGCGGCGUGUUGGACACCAACUUGGCGUUUCGCCAUCCCGUUCCGGACCUCAGCUCUUUUGAAGAAAAGGAGGCCAGGCUAAUGCCGGAUCUUCCUGCGACAGGGCUGCGCAUAAAGGAGUGGUCCGCUAUGCGUCGGCAUCUCCCCGAGAUAUCGAAAGCCGUAAUCUUACGGUUCAUGCGAGAAGUGAACAAACUCGCCGGCGAGGGCUCGCGGCUGUGGUAUAGAUCGCUGCAGCGGGUGUUGGACAUGGGGAACCUCAGCAGGUUCUGGGCCGUUCCGGCAGCAGGGGGCAUAAUGUGGAUUGGGACUAGCGCGGGCGCCUCCUUCUCGGCCGACAAGGAGUACCGCGUCCGCAUCAAACUACGAGUGGAAGAAGUGGAUGAGAACGCACCCCCGACGGAGCAAGAGGAGGAGGAGGGGGAGGAAGAGGAGGAGGUCGUGGGCAACGACCCGCGGUCGGCGCAAACCCUGGUAGCCCUGGAGGUCAUCGCGGCUCUCUGCGAAUGUCCUGCAGGCAUUAAGGGGGGGUGCUCCCACGCCGCCAUGGCGCUAUUUUUAGACUGCUUCAGAUGUCUGAAGAACAGUUAGCCACGUUCAAUCCUACCACGUGUACGGGAAUGGCAUGCCGCUGGAUAAUGCAGCAUUCUAAGGGUUCUCGAUCGGCCAAACAGUGCGAGCUAUACGGCAUGAGUAUGUCGGAAGGAACCACGGGUUCCGGAGUGUUCGGGACCCGAAAGGGAAUGUAGGAUGGGACGACGACAAACA
Molecule: messenger RNA, 2169 nt
Organism: Ectocarpus sp. CCAP 1310/34
Lineage: Eukaryota; Phaeophyceae; Ectocarpales; Ectocarpaceae
Source: the annotation of a GenBank genome assembly